AGAUGGAUGACAACUGCCAUUAAUACACUAAAAGAAGAAGAAGAAGAAGCAGGCGUUAGCUUCUAUCCAAGAUGGCUGCGACCAUUGACAACAGCAACGCCGUUCAGGCGACCAAGAGAAAGCACCUCGGGAUCCCCGAAGCUGUGUUUGUGGAGGACGUGGACUCUUUCUUGAAGCAGCCGGGCAACGAGACGGCCGACGCAGCACUGAGGAAGCUGGAUGAACAAUACCAGAAGUACAAGUACAUGGAGCUCAAUCUGUCCCAGAAGAAGCUCAGGUUGAAAAGCCAGAUCCCACAAAUCAUUCAGACGCUGGAGAUCCUCCGACACAUGCAGAAGAAGAAGGAGACCACUGCGCCCAUGCAGACGCACUUCAUGCUGGCCGACAACGUUUACUGCAAGGCCUCGGUGCCCCCCACCGACAAAGUCUGCCUCUGGCUGGGGGCGAACGUCAUGUUGGAGUACGACAUCGACGAGGCCCAGGCGCUCCUCGAGAAGAACCUGUCCACCGCAUCCCGCAAUCUGGAGACCCUUGAGGACGAUCUGGACUUCCUGCGAGACCAGUUCACCACCACCGAAGUCAACAUGGCACGCGUCUACAACUGGGACGUGAAGAGACGGAGCAAAGAGAACGUCCUCAAGUUGGUGGACAAGCCUUAAAACCAACCAACCAACCAACACACACACACACACACAGCUCUCUGCUCAGCAGCUUCUCCUUAAGUAAUAAACCAACCCGGAGCUCGACCGACACGAGGGCGCGUUUAGGAGGGUGUGCUUGAUUUGUACUCCUCCGGGUGGUUGAAUCAGGCUCACGUCCUUCACCCGGUGUCAUCUUGAACCCUCUGAAGUCAAACUGUUUUCUUGUUAAUUUGCUACAGAACACACACAAAUCUUUUGGAUGAUUUCAGUGUGUGACAUUUCUCUCGCGUUGUGUCUCUUCUCACUGAGCUGCACCACGUCGACGUUCACACACACAACUUUAGCUUGUUUUUGUUCACUUGUUGCUUAAUUGUUGAAGAGCGUGGUGUAGAAGUCAUGCUGCAGGAUGAAGAUCACAAGUGAGACGAGCUGUGCUUCCUCCUCCUCCUCCUCCUCCUGGCUGCCGUUCUGUCUGUAUUUAUUUUUUUCUCUAUUGAUUAAGCCGUGACUGAAGUAAAGGAACAUUUGGGCAAAGA
Pungitius pungitius (ninespine stickleback) is the source of this 1177-nucleotide messenger RNA. RefSeq names its product von Hippel-Lindau binding protein 1 (gene vbp1). Gene Ontology annotation, molecular function: tubulin binding. The coding region runs from base 72 to 659 and encodes 195 amino acids. Gene Ontology annotation, cellular component: prefoldin complex; cytoplasm. The record is from RefSeq and is a predicted model, not a curated record. NCBI's taxonomy places the organism in Eukaryota, Metazoa, Chordata, Actinopteri, Perciformes, Gasterosteidae. The transcript is spliced from 6 exons. Gene Ontology annotation, biological process: tubulin complex assembly; protein folding; microtubule-based process.